This is a messenger RNA of Rhopilema esculentum, 3902 nucleotides long. RefSeq lists its product as uncharacterized. Lineage: Eukaryota; Metazoa; Cnidaria; Scyphozoa; Rhizostomeae; Rhizostomatidae. The record is from RefSeq and is a predicted model, not a curated record.
UUGGGUAUUGAAAGUGGUCAGAAUUGUCGAGAAAUGAACAAUCUAAGUCUUAAUGGCAAAGAUUGGGACUUGUUACUUUCGAACUUCAGAAAAACUUUCAGAAACCGCAUAGCAAAAAGCUCUGUUCGUUUGUCGACAUCUGGUGGAAAUCAAAUCACAUCAUUGCCGCAUUCCAACAUCAGCGUCUGCAAAAAAACCCUAUAAGACUGUGAAAUCUUCAGAUUACACAGCAAAGACUUGAUCUAGCAUAGGAGUAUUUGUCCAUUGUGCAUAGAAGUGCCUAAUUAAGAUCCAUUGCUAUAUUAACAUGCACGGUAAAAGUGCAAAUGAAGUUAAAGUUCCACAACACUCUGGCCUGGCUGUAAGAAACGACAACAUCCUUCAACUACAAGGUUCAUUCCUCUCAGAUUGUAGAUAAUGCUGACGCAGUUGCCUGUUGGAAAUAUACUUUUUGUGAAUAUUCAAGUUCAGUGCAUAGCAAGAAUGUUCGGCUGAUAAUAUGAUGGGCAAUUUUAUGGAUGAAAUCUUUGUGCAGAUAAGGGGCACCUUUUCAUGUAUAAAAGACACCUUUUCAUGUAUCUUUUUUCUGUUUUUGAGCUACACGAGAUGUUACAUUUCUGUUUCAAGAUGCAUUUACUUUGUAUAGGCACCCGACAGGGUCAACAUCAUCUAGAAAAACUUUAUGAAUUUCUGAUAUAACACCAUAAACUGUUUAAACAGCAUUAACUAUUUAAACAACAACAACAACCAAAGCUAGACAAUAUUUUGAUACUUCUACGACGUACUUUAACUUCUAUCAUGACUUUAAAAGUUUUAAUGCACCUUAUCUUAAUUAAUUGAUAAAAAUCAAGUUGAAAAUUUAUGAAUAGACAACCUAUGCCGGCUAGACCUCGUUUACACCGAGAACUGGCGGCGUUCUUGAAAGCAAUCUACAGAUAUUAAGUGGCUUAAGACAUCUGUCAAUCGCUUGUUGGUUGUUCUACUGUUGAUUAAAAGACGCUUUAGACCAAUGUUUUUGAGUAUAAAGAUGUGAUCAAAACUCGACAGAAUCAGACUAUUCUUGAGCAAUAACAUUUUCUGUCAGAGACACAGAAGGACCAGCUUUUGCUCGUUUCUGGAAAGAUGAUGCUGGCAGCCUUCGUUCUUUUAUGCGGCAUUCUGUCACUUAGCGUGACUGCAGAAAAUAUUAUUCGACAUCAAUGUGGAACAGAAGCAACAUUUUACAAAAUUGCAUCAAAUCAUUCACUUAAUAACGGCGACAAUACUGUAACAUUGACAACCUCAGAAGGCGUUUCUGGAUGCAUCGAGUUUUGCGUGAAGAACGAAAGCUGUAAAGCAUUCAAUUACAAAACUAUUUCACCAGUUGAAUCAAUAUGCGAGCUUCUGUCGAAUGAUAGAAACACGAAGGAUGUUGUAGCAAGGGAAGGUUGGAGUUAUUAUGACACUGGGUCAUUUUCAUCACAGAUUGGCCAGCACUGUAGAAAACUGUCCUACAACCCUUGUUACCCUUGCCUAUGCAUGGAUUCAUGCCACUCAAGUAUUGGAUAUAGCUGCAACUGCACACAAGAAUCUCCAUGUCAGCCUGAUAUUUUCAUUGCUUUUGAAACCACCUUAACUGGAAAUCCCACAAAAACUGUCUAUAACAGGGGGAAGGAUAGAAUUGAGAAUAAUGUUUUGACAAUGAUUAACGGUGCAACCAUCGGUACUGUAUUGGACCGGCCAGGCAAAGUGCUGAAAAUUGUUGGUAUCAAUGCUGGUGCUAUCGUGGGUAACUUUCAAGACAGCUGUAUCAAUAAUCCAGAGGCUGGUCUCUGUAGUUUAUCUCUAUGGUUACGCAUUGUUUCUCCAAACCCUGGGCACCAAACUGUUAUUGGUACAGGAAGGUUGAAAUGGAACACAGGUCUUCUUGUGCGUGUUUACAACAACGCAAAAUCCAUCAUUGCCCGCUUUGUAGCACCCGAGAAACACCUAUCUACUAAGACUUCACUGCCUGACACACUGCAAUCUUGGACGCAUCUGACUGUAACCAGCAACUGGAAAUCUGCAAAACUCGUUCUUUACAUUAAUGGUAAGAUUGUGGCAGAGGGUACAACGUAUGGAACAACUUCUGCAUCACCAACAGGCCACCCAGAUCUUAUAAUAGGAGCCGGAACACUGUAUCCCCUGGUUAAUGACUACUGGGCUAUGCAACUCGAUGACUUGGCAAUUUGGGAUGGCUACCUGUUGAAACCCGAAGAAGUCGUCUACGUAAUGAAUCAAGGUAUACAAGUUUGCAAUGUAUCUAUAGAUUCCCUUUUCUGUUUUACGUCCAACUCGAAGGCUUCGGGACGUCCCUGCCUGUACUUGAUGAUUUCUUUCUUUUUUCCAGGCUUCGUUUAGCAUUACUUGGCUAGAUGCGAAACAUACAUGGUUUGCAGAAGAACUGAAUAAUGGAGAUUUGCAGAAGAAUUAGACAUUGAGAUUAAAUUGAAAAACUAGCAUUUUGCAUCACUAACAAUAGCAUGACAAAAGCAUGUAUCUUGUAGUUAUAUUUAAUACAUUUGUUGGCACUGCAUCUUUAAGUUAGCAAUUAAUUAAAAAGGUAUUGCACCAAGUAAUAAAAUAAAAGCAAAUUGGUUUUAAAAUUUUGGAGAGACUAAAACUGAGGAAAACGUUUCAUGAUUGAUAAAUAAGAAAAAUUGAUAUUUGAAGGCCGCCAAAAUAGCAUUAGUUUACACUUCAUUGGUUUGAAGUUUUAGUUUAACCUAAAAACUUUACCCAAAAUGCAAACAGUUUCGAUAAAGGCAUCCAGAUUAAUACAUGAUUGCUAUGUUUAAUUUAUAAAUUUGAUGCUAGAGAAUAGUUUCACUGUGCCAAAAUAAGUAGAUUGUCUUGAUUAAUUUGACAAUUAGUUUUAAAAUACUAAGCACUUAAGAUAUAAAGAGCUUUAUACCUCGUCCACAGGUCACAUCAUACACAUACUACUUUUUCAACUAUGUAACUUGGAUUUCUAUCUCUGGUGAACAGUCGGACUUGAACAAUGCCGUUAGGCUGGAAUACAACAUUUUUCGAAAAAUUUGAAAAUGGCUUUGAAAAGGCAAACAUUUUGUAAAAUACUUAAAGCUUAAUCGUCUGACGCUUCUCGGAAAGAGUGUCAGAAUCAGGGUAUUAUAGAUGAAGAUGGCAAAAGCAUACCCAGCUGUGGAUCGAAAAUGGCCGGUCCAUAGCUGGAUAAAUGUAUUUGGAAAUUAGUUUGAUAAUUGCUUCAUACUCUGAAGAGAGUCGGACAAAAAUCUUUAGAAUGUCUUGUGAAUGUUUGUUUUUUUCAAAGCCAUUUUCAAAUUUUGUAUCAACAAAAUUUUUCUUGGAACUAUUCGACUAUUACACGAACAAACUUACAUGCAGAUACACGACAAUUUGUGAGGAAAAGUGUAUGGCUUUUGAAUAAAAACUUUCUGAAGGAAAUCUGUUUAAAAACGCUUCAGAAAGCAUUUGCCACCAGAAUAGAAUAUUUUGAGCAUGUCAUGUUAUAGUUAGAAAUUCCAACUUAUGCGGAAAUCCACAAUUAUCUAUGAAAAAUUUGAGGGUAUGGUUUUGAUAAUUUACAAUAUUUUCAAAAAGUCUUUUCUGACAAUGCUUAAAUUAAAUAAGAACCUUCAGUUUUUAUCAUUGCAAGGUUAAGAAAAUUGAAUCACAUUUGGCAUAUCAAUUUAUGUAGAGUCCCAUAAUUUAUGCAUGGUUUUUGAAGGGAAAGGGAGACAAGCGGCCUAACAGGUCGGGAAAUGCUGUUUGGUCCAAAUUCAGAUAAAAAUUUUCGAGUUCGUAUCAACUAUCAUAUCAGUCUUUCUUGUGUUUUCUAAAAUGCAAUCAUGUUAUUGAUUAUAUAUAUAUAUUUAUAAUAUAUAAAUAUAUAAAGAUGUAAA